Varanus komodoensis (Komodo dragon) is the source of this 1271-nucleotide messenger RNA. RefSeq lists its product as uncharacterized. Lineage: Eukaryota; Metazoa; Chordata; Lepidosauria; Squamata; Varanidae. The record is from RefSeq and is a predicted model, not a curated record. The transcript has 8 exons. The coding region runs from base 105 to 1271 and encodes 388 amino acids.
CGCCAGCUCCCCGCCGAGGAAGACAACUUCCCUUUAACCGCAAUAUCGUGCGUUGAAGGCAUUCUGACAAGAAACUUAGAAGGGAUCCUUUACGUUUUUGGAAAAUGCUGCAUCAAAAGGAGAAAGAAGCUGAAGAAACGCCCGGAGGAAGAUGGUGUAACAAUGACCGAGGUUUCAGGGACUCUUGGUUCACUGCCUGUCUACAGGAGACAUUAUUACCUGGAAAACCAUGGCAUAAGGUUUUAGAGAGACUGGAAGCUGCUCUUGCUGAAGAAGUAAAGCACCAGAUAAGUGACUUGAAAGAAAGAGAAAUGGUUUUCCAUCUCCUCGGACAGAGCUUUGUGGAACGACAUUUGAAUGAUUGUCCUAUUCGGCCAACUUCACUAUUCCCUGACUUGAACACGUUCCGCAGCAUUGGUCUGGAAGACAAUGCGCGAGCCUGGCUACGGAAUCGGUGCUUCAAAGCAGCAGAGCGCAUGAACUGUCAGUUCCAUUUUGAGGGGGACGCAGCUGAACUGACGCCGGAAAUGGCCCGUUUCCUUGACGAUGCCUAUAACGUCGUGGCAGCAGAGAUGGAGUUGCUGCUGGCCGGCAGUGCAGUCAGGCACAAGGUAACUGGCGCUCUCUUCUGUUCUGCUGACCACCUGGCAACGAACACGUGUUACUUACCGCCAGGAUCCCGUUGUUGCGACAAGUGGGAAGUGUGUGGAAGGGACGGGCUUUUAUAUCACGAGAAAAGUAGCAAGUCUCUUGUUCCCUUCGCAGACUUCCAGUGGCAUAUCAGGCCUGAGCUACAUCCCCCUGUCCUCAGCUGCCCGGAGAGCAACUUAUUAGGGAAUAUGCUCUGCGAUAUAAUCUCACAAGGUUCUGAGAAUAUGUCUAUCGUGUGCGAAAGACUCAGUGGGAAAUUACUGCCGUGGAUGCUUCGGCAGUUCCUUUGGAACGAUAAGCUCCUGAGGACAGGCUUUGAAAACCACACGACUCAAGGGCAAAUAUCUGUUGCUGCGAGAGAAGCCAGGGAGAAAUUUGAGCAAACUGUAGCGCAGAGGGUGGCUGAGCGGAAGCUUCGAAGUGCCGCUCGGUCACCGCUUUCAGGCCUGAUUGAAAAUGCGGUGGUGGAGGAUUUCUUAGCGGAACUGAUACUUCAGGAAAAAGGCAGCGCUCCAGGGAUUGGUGCGUCCGAAAGCGAGCCUGAUCUGAGCAUCACACAGUUGCUGCUGACCAGCCCAGUCCUUUUUCUCAGGAAGUGGAUGUGGGAGGUAAGCCGGUGA